UAAGACAUCUCUCGUUGACCACCUCCACAUAACAAGUGUCGGUUCUCUCCCGCCCUUUCUCCAUUCCCAUCCCAUCCUAUUCCGCCACCGCUCACUGUCCACUAAGCCACCAUGCCCGGUGGCCCCCCCUCCCUCUCCGACCGUUCGGAAAUUAGGAAGGACGGCCCCCCGCCGCAGCUGCCACAGCUCUCGCUCUCCGGAAGCCCCCUUUCUAGAAUCUUCCUGUGUUUUCAAGUGAAGCCCUUGGCGGCCACAUUGCUCGCCCUCACCCUCGUCAUGCUCAUCUGGAACCUCCAGCCUUACUACGACAGCCUCUUCUUCCCCACCUCCCCUCCGCCUCCGCCAUCUUCAUCUCUUCCACUCACUGCCAUCACUCAGAAUCAGAAGCAGAAUCUCCUCACUCCCGCCGCCGAUCCCAGCAAGCGCCUUUUCCACGCCUACGGCAAUGCCGCAGCCCUCUUCGUCCAAAUGGGCGCCUACCGCGGUGGCCCCACCACCUUCGCCGUCGUGGGCCUCGCCUCCAAGCCCGUCCACGUCUACGGCCGGCCCUGGUUCAAAUGUGAGUGGAUCUCCACCAACAUCUCCUCCUCUUUCAAAGCCAAGGCUGUAAAAAUGCUUCCGGAUUGGGGCUACGGCCGCGUCUACACCGUCGUCGUCGUCAACUGCACCUUCGCCCGGAAUCCGAACGAGGACAAUACUGGCGGCAAGCUUGUCGUUUACGCCUACUACGGGGAAUCCCCAAAAAGGUACGAGAAGUUCACGGCGUUGGAAGAGGCGCCCGGGACCUACGACGAGUCGAAGUAUCGACCGCCGUACCAGUACGAGUACCUGUAUUGCGGAUCCUCGCUGUACGGCAACCUGAGUGCCGCCAGGAUCCGGGAAUGGAUGGCGUACCACGCGUGGUUCUUCGGGCCCAGCUCGCAUUUCGUGUUCCACGACGCCGGCGGAGUUUCGCCGGAGGUGAUGGCGGCGCUGGAGCCGUGGGUGAAAGCCGGGAGAGUGACGGUACAGGACAUCCGGGCACAGGCCGAAUACGACGGCUACUACUACAACCAGUUCCUCAUUGUGAACGACUGCCUUCACCGGUACCGGCACGCCGCCAACUGGACGUUCUACUUCGACGUCGACGAGUACAUCUACCUUCCCGACGGCAACACUCUGGAAUCAGUUUUGAAUGAGUUCUCGAAUUAUACCCAAUUCACGAUUGAGCAAAACGCAAUGUCGAGCGUGCUCUGCUUGAAUGAUUCUUCUCGAGACUACUCCAGGGAAUGGGGAUUUGAGAAGCUGGUGUUCCGGGACUGGAGAACGAAGAUCAGAAGGGACCGGAAAUACGCGAUUCAGGCGAAGAACGCGUACGCGACGGGGGUACACAUGUCGGAGAACGUGAUCGGAGGGACGCUGCACCAAACGGAGACGAAGAUCAGGUACUAUCACUACCACAACUCCAUCACCGUGCCCGGCGAGCUUUGCCGGCAGCUGCUACCUAUGUCAGCCAAGCGCAACCUCACCUGGCUGGACAAUGUACCUUACUUUUACGACGACAGCAUGGUGAGGCUCGCCCCGAUUAUCAAGCGAUUCGAGCUCUCAUCCAUAGGAUCCUCCGUCCAUUAAAAGAAGAAAGUAAAUUAAAGUUUGUUUCUUUUUCUUUUGGGUUCCCCAGAAACUUGAUUAAUUAUCCUUUUUGGGUUUCUUCUUCCUGUGAAGAUCAGAUUAUAUUUAUAUAUUGGGAUUGAGUUGGAAAGAAGAGCCAGAGAUUUGGGAGGCAAGAGAGAGAGAGAGAGAGAGAGAGGCUGCUGUGGUGUGGUGUGUACAUUAAUGGGGUCCUCAAAAAUCACUUGCAUAUUUGUUGUAAAGAGAUGGAAUGUUCAAAAAAUUUAUUGGUUUCUUCGAUUUCAGAAUUUUGUAAAUUCCUUCUUCAUCCUUAAAGAAUGGCUGAAAUGGAAAAUUUGUUCUCUGUGCGUACUUUGUCUGAUGUGG
This is a messenger RNA of Diospyros lotus (date-plum), 1977 nucleotides long. RefSeq names its product galactan beta-1,4-galactosyltransferase GALS1. NCBI's taxonomy places the organism in Eukaryota, Viridiplantae, Streptophyta, Magnoliopsida, Ericales, Ebenaceae. The transcript is spliced from 2 exons. The coding region runs from base 112 to 1611 and encodes 499 amino acids. The record is from RefSeq and is a predicted model, not a curated record.